Molecule: messenger RNA, 1819 nt
Organism: Lymnaea stagnalis (great pond snail)
Lineage: Eukaryota; Metazoa; Mollusca; Gastropoda; Lymnaeidae
Source: the annotation of a GenBank genome assembly
UUUCUAUUUUGGCUGUCUUGUAUAAAGUAAGAGACAAUAACCAUGGAUGCGUACAAUUUUUAUUUGUCAACUCUAAGAUAUAUAAUGAAUGCUAAAAGUAAUGACAAGGCCACUUGGUGUGACAUUUUUAAGUAUCUACCUUGUCUCCGUCAAAUGCUCUCAUGUUGUGUAUGCGGAAGCAUCUUGCUUCGUCCCCAUGGACCAACCCAUGGCGUUUGUUUACAUCAUGUCUGCCAGCGUUGCGUAGGUGGACGAAUGCGGUUAAAACCAUCAUGCAGCUGGUGUAAAGAUCAUACUAAUUUUAAGGAAAAUAGAAAGCUUCGAAUACUGAUAAUGUGUUUCAAACGUUUGUGCACAUAUGUUUUAAGCUCGAAUUUAGGAAUUGAGAUUUCAAAAGCAUCAAUAAAUGGAUAUGGAAGUGAAGCGGAAAGGACACUAAACGUCCUGAAAGAAGCUGAACAAUUUGAUGAUGACUAUGUUCUUACCCCACCGCCUUCAGAGCUGCCAACUGUUUCCAAGACAGUUUCAGGGGGGAAAAGAUCAUCCACCUCAAAUGAAUUUUAUGACUCCACUGGAGUAGCUGAUGGAAAUGUAAUAUUUAAGCGAAAAAGAGGAAGACCUAAAAUGAAUGUGAAGCCUGACAUGAAGAAAAGUAAUCUCACAGAGCACGCAAAAAGAUUAAAGAAGAAAGCUUUGAAUUCGAGAUCUCAAAAUAGCACAAAGAAGAGACUAAUAAAAUCCUUUUCCAAAAAUGAGCAUCAUGAAAGUUAUAAAAAAACACCACCAAGUAAUUCAGGCCUUCUAAUUUCUCAGAGGCCCCAUCGUCAUAGGUCAGGAAAAUUUAGUGUUGGUCAACUUUGGCGAGAAACCUUUCUUGAAGAAACUCAGACUGAAUCAUAUCCUGACUCUGGGAUAGAGGUUGGUAAUUCAAGUGAUCUUGACCAUAAUUCACAUCCUCCAUCAACGGCCAAACAAUCUGGUGAGACAGCAGACCCUGCUGCAAAAAAGCAGGAUGUCAUUCGAAAAGAGACUAGGCUUCAUAAGAAUAAUGACACUGAAAGGAAUGGAGCCUUGUCUGUCAAUGAUGGAGUAGAGAAACCACGACUUACUUUGACUAUAUCAACUAAGAGGUUUCAUAACAAUAAUUUAAAGCGCCAGUUCAAUAAAUCUCCUAGUCCAACCAAAACUAGAGACCUCUCUUUCAGGGCUGGGGCUAUAAAUUCUCUGGAAUUUCUGCCUGGUCAGAAAAAGUUGAAUUCAAAACUGUCUGCACCUGUUAAUGUUAAGUCAACAAAACAACAUUCAGAUAUUUGUAAAUGUGCAAGAUUCAAACAGCCCAAUCGCUUGACCUGUUUUGGGCAGAAAUGUCCAUGCUACAGUGAGCGUAGACCAUGUGUUGACUGCUUGUGUAAUGGUUGUAAAAACCCACUAAAAACUCCAGACACAGCUCCACCGUUAAUGCACAUCAUCAAAGAUGUUGAUAGUCUUGACCACAGUCACGAUCGCAGUAUGCCACGCUUGUCUCCAAUACCACGCAUAUAAUAGUCAUGAAACAUCAAACAAUUUUUUAAAAUGUAACAUUCAUGUGGAAAUGUUCGGUUUUUCAUUUUCAACUGUUGAUGAUAUGUUCAUGUUGUUACUCCUAUUGUUGUUGCAGUUUGCUUGUCAAUGCACUUUCCUCCAAUUUGUUCUUUCAUUCAUCAUUUAAAAAAUUUGUUGGAUGAGACUGGUGAAAUGAAAUUAUGGCCCUGUACAAUUUUUUUGAGGAUUUACAGCACAUAACAAUGUUGUAAACAUACAUGUACUUUUAUUUUACCCC